GGGCCGGCGCCUUUGCCAGGGGAACGGUGGUGUUGACGGCCGCGGCUGGCGCCCCGCGCCCCGCCAUGCCCGUGCGCUUCAGGGGGCUGAGCGAGUACAGGAGGAGCUUCGGGUGGAGAAAGCCGCGGUCGUGCAGGCCCUCGGAGCAGCAGGAGGCCGCGUGGGCAGGACUGCGGUCCGACCAGCUGGGAAUCUCAAGAGAACCAAAGUUCAUUUCCAAGAAAAGGGUACCCUAUCAUAACCCACAGAUUUCAAAAUCCUUUGAAUGGACAGCAGAUUGCGAUUUGAACGAUCCACUAGAAACUGAAGCUCUUAGGACUGCAGAAUUGCACAGAGACCACAAUAACAAUGAUAUGAAUCAGGAAAAGAUUGAAACUCUGGAAGGACCCAGGCUCACCGCAAAAGUUCAGUCACAUUCUGCAGAUUCUAGGGUUGAAACAGCUCUUGCUCUUGCAGAAAACAACAUGAAGAGGUCACCACCUGCAGCUCUGCCAAAUCAAAAUGUAGCAUUUAUAUCUCCAAAAAAGGAGUUAGAAAAAGUGGAUAAUGGGCUUCAUAGAGUCCUUCAGAGGAAAGCAGGCAUGAAUAUUUCACCUUUAAAUACUUUUCCCAGAAGUUCUGAAUAUCAAAGCCAGUUUGUUUGGAAGAGUCCUUACGAUAAGUCUCCAAUACUUGCAGCUGAACAGGUUAUUCACGAUAUGAGUAAAUCCUUCCCUCCAUAUAAAUCUCCUGCAAUUACUUCUGAAACUGAAUAUGAGAGAGAUUUCAAAGGUUCUCCUGUUAAGAGUCCACAACUGAGAUGUGAUUCAGAAGACAAAGGAUUUCCAGUUCAUGAGCAAAAUAAAAGGAAAGAACCAUUUGAAAAGCCAACAGAAGAUGCAUCAAAACAAGGGAAAAAAACAGAACAGAAACAUCCUAAACAAAAAAAUAAGCAACAUAUCAGUCAAAAACCCCUCUCUUUACAUACAAGUCGUGGGAAGAUGAACACUGAAUAUAAAUCAAAAUUUUUGUCUCCAGCUCAGUAUUUGUACAAAGAUGGAGCUUGGUCUCGUAUCAGGAGCAAUGUUCCCAAUCAGGCAUCUCAAAGCACCCUAAAUUCCAUGUGGUAUAUGGAGGUGAAAGAACUUCGAGCCAGAGCAAAGGCUUACAGGCAGCGAAUAGAGGGAACACACUUCUCCCGAUACCAUCUCAAUCAGAUUCUGUCCGAUAAUAACAGUCUCUGGGAUGUGUCCUCAAGUUCCAGUUCAGAAGAAGGCAUCAGCAACAACAUCAGAGCACUAGAUCUUGCUGGAGUUUCUGAAAAAGAGACUUCACCAAAGCCCAAAGUGCUACACAAACCUGACUCAAGAGAGGAGUUGCACCAAGAUAACACUGAGAAAAAAGGUCUGUCAGAUGCAUCGACUGUUCCAGUCAAAAGGCGUUUAGUUUGGGGUGAACAAGAAGGUACUGAAGAAGGGGACAAUCAGCCAUCAACAGAAGAGGAAGAAAAGGAAAAUGAGCGGGUUGCUGACAUGGCUCAGGAGUUAGAUGAUAAGGAUGCCAUCGAGGAUAAAAAAGUGGAAGGUGAGAAUGCCUUGGUGUUGAAUUCCUCUGUUGCUACAUCAGAUUCUUCUUCUGUAUUCUCGGGGACAGGUGGCAGGCUUCCUACUCCAAAGCUGAGAGCACUUGGUGGAGCUCAGAGGACUCAUCAUGAUCUUACCACACCGGCUGUUGGGGGUGCAGUUUUAGUGUCUCCUCCUAAGUCUAAGUCUUCAUCUCCACAACAGAGAACAAGAGGUUUAGGAACAGACCCUUCGCCAGCUAAGCAAGAUGUGAGAGAAGCUUCAAAAAGAAGAUCUGGCCAGCCUGAUGUAGAAGUUGAAGCUGUUUCACUCCUUACCUCUCCGCCUGCUGGGCUGGAAACUUUGGAUCCUUUGCCCUUAAGGCAGGAUCAGUGGCCUGCUCACAGUGUUUGUGAUGAGCGAGUUUCUCUUGCAUCAGAACAUCAGGAGCGUUCCUCUACUCCUCCUAUGCUGAAGACAGCUGAAAUUCGCUCUACGUCUUAUUGGAGUCCCUCUCGUCGUAUUCAGGGGACUCUCAAGGACCCAGAAUUCCAGCAUAAUGGGAAUGUUGUGAGUUCCAAAAUGAGAUCUUUCCAGUUACCACUUCAGGAAAGAAACUGUAAUGAUGAAGAUGACAGGCUGUCUCAGAUUUCUGCUCGCUCUGCAGCUUCCAGCUCACUGGCAUCUCAGGUAUUGGAACGAGCACAGAAGAGGAAGGAAGAUUUCUGGGGAAAGACAUAAUCUGUCUCACCUGUUUUAUAGAAACUGUCUUGUAAAAUGAUUUAUUUUUACAGUUUGUAGUUGUAUACAUUUUUUUAAAACUUUGAUUGUAGGUGUCACGUAGUAUCCUUUUACCUAUCACUAAGAAGGUCCAGCUUUCAAGAUGUGUCAGCCUAAUUUUGACAUUUCAAUAUUUAGACCAGUGCUGAAAAUUUAGGUCCUUGAUAUGUCUAAGAAUUCAAUUCUAAUUCAUUAUUUUACAGCAGCUGUGUUGAGUGGUUGUUGGUCGUGGUGUGUGAGGUUUUUUUUUUGUUUUGUUUUUACAAUGGCCACUCCUGAAACUGAAAGAAUUAUUUUUAUGCAGUCUGUGUGUUACUCUUCAAGGUGUUCUACUGCAAUCAUACGGUGUGAUCUCAGACAGUAUUCAGGGGCAGUAGCAUUGUUCACCGAAAAUCUUAGUUGCUUGAUUUUAACCAGGUGUAUUAGACAGCUGUGGUACAUUUGUUAGUUGCUGUCUGGAUUUUGAGUACAGCAGAGUGCUAUAACAAACUUUGUUAUUUCUACUACUUACUGCUUUUGGGCUGCUACCAAAAAAAUCCUACUGUUUCUUAAAAAAGCUAACAUAGAACAUACAAGAAUUUGAGAAAAGAAGUUUAAGCUUUGGGGUUUUGUUAAUUGCCCCAGCUCUUUGGCCCGGAUGACUAAGACCCAUCUUUUAGUGUUAAUUUCAACUUCUCUAGAAAAACCAAUCUCAAACACCUGAGCACUGGUAUUCUCCUGUCCUACUUUAGCUCAGGUAUUUACGAGUAGUUGGUCUCUUAAAGUAAACUUGGAAGAAUGUUUCAUUUGGCUUUGACAUUUUAAUCAUCUCUUCUUCUGAUUGCCUGUUUCUGAAUGACUGGAAUACUGUAAUCAUUGUCACAGCAAAAACUGUUUGUGAUUUAUGCUGACAGCCUGUUUUCUCUCUCCAAGUGAUGCAAACAAGUUAACACGAAGUAGGAGAGAUAGGUGGGUAGCAGACAGUUCUUACAGCGGUUUGAUUCUUCUUAUGUGGUUUCAAACUUUAAUAAUAUAUGGUUUUAAAAUUUUAUACAGGAUCAAUUUUGUAUGGAAUCAAUUUUGUACACAUUUUCAAAUAAAA
Molecule: messenger RNA, 3402 nt
Organism: Rhea pennata
Lineage: Eukaryota; Metazoa; Chordata; Aves; Rheiformes; Rheidae
Gene: SAXO6
Product: Mdm1 nuclear protein
Exons: 15
Coding region: 66-2282 (738 amino acids)
Biological process (GO): retina development in camera-type eye; negative regulation of centriole replication
Molecular function (GO): microtubule binding
Source: RefSeq, a predicted model, not a curated record